Molecule: messenger RNA, 1071 nt
Organism: Nicotiana attenuata
Lineage: Eukaryota; Viridiplantae; Streptophyta; Magnoliopsida; Solanales; Solanaceae
Product: probable E3 ubiquitin-protein ligase RHY1A
Exons: 3
Coding region: 278-883 (201 amino acids)
Source: RefSeq, a predicted model, not a curated record
UUUUCAAGAUUCAAAUAAAUAUAUUAAAAGUCUCACUUUCAAAGAAACUUCUGCAUUGAGGAGUGGUCUUUUCUAUCAUUAUAAAACAACAAAAACAAUAACAAUGACACAAGUUUUGAAGUUACUAAGGAAGGAAACCAACUCUUGCUAAUUUAUACAGAAUCUAUGGAGAUAUUGAAAAGUUGAAUAGAGUAUUUAAUUAGGACUAUAUAGUUAUAGUUUUUGGUUUUUCAAUAUUGUUUCCUUCUCCCUUUCCUCUUGAGUUUUGUGUAUAAAAAUGGCAGGCAUGCUUCCUGGGGUUGAAUGUGCUAGAAGAAGGAGGUUUCAUCAAAGUAGUGGAUGGUUAGAUUCAUCUCAUACCUUUGGCUUUUCAUCCACAAGAAGGUCUUCUUUUUGUCUAUACACUAGUAGCCAUGAAUACCCUCUCAACUCAAGCUCUUCUAAGCAAAGGAGUGCAACAAGCCAAGCAUACCAAGAUGAGAAACUAGGUGAAGCUGCUAGAGAAGCCAGGCAAAGGUUGGAUGAGAGGCUUAGUGCAAGAUGGAAAUCAAAAAAUAAGAGGAGUGUCAAUAAUGGACAACAAAACCAAAGGCAAGGAAUGGUGGAGAAUAGGCCAAAUUUGGUUGUGGAUAAUUUGCAACAAGAAGUGUUUUCUGGACUAAAGAAGAGUGGAUCAAAGAAGUUCAAUUGGGCAAAGAUGAUUUGGAAAUCUUCAGAACAAGAUGAAUGUGCUAUUUGCUUGGACCAAUUUAAGGUUGGUGAUAACCUAAUGCAAUUGCAAUGUGCCCAUAGGUUCCAUUCCAAGUGUUUGGUUCCAUGGCUAGAGUCUAAUGCACAUUGCCCAUGUUGUAGAAUGGCAAUUUUGGCCCGUACUACUCCAUAAUUAUGAGAAAUGAGAAAUUGAAAUGAAAUUGCAUCUGUCUCUUUCACCUUGUAUAGAUGCCCAAGAAAUGUACAAAAUAGACAAUAGGUUUCUUGUAAUUAAGCCUAUUGACUAUUUGGUUUUUCAAGAAACCUUGUAUGUGGAAAAAAAUUGUUACAAUAACAUACUCACUGUAGUCUCAGAAGUAA